Molecule: messenger RNA, 1324 nt
Organism: Oryza sativa Japonica Group (Japanese rice)
Lineage: Eukaryota; Viridiplantae; Streptophyta; Magnoliopsida; Poales; Poaceae
Source: RefSeq, a predicted model, not a curated record
CGCGGAAGGGAACGUGUAGUAAUUCAGGUUCAGAAAUCCACAGAACUUCAGUACUCCAAUACAAACCCACCCCCAAAUUCAAAUCCGCUUCCAAAAUCCAGCGGCGCGGCGCGGCGCUUCCCUCCAAUUCUCCAAACCCAAAGCCACCCCCCCCCCCCCCCGCGCGCCCAAACCAUCUCAUCUCCGACGGCGAGCGAGCGGGAGGAAGAGAUCCCAUCUCAUCCAGGUUGCGCCUCCUGAUUCCGAUGGCGGCGGGUGCGGAGGCGGAGGCGGAUGAGGAGGAGCUGGAGCCGCUCUUCGACUACUCCCGCGUGCAGCCCACCAUGGCCUUCAGCUUCGACGAUACCGACAUUGAGAAGUCCGACAUCUUCGUCCACUGCAACAAGCGGCGCAAGGUGGCCGACGGCGACGGCGACGCCAAUGCCGACGAGAAGGGGGAUAAGGGUGAGCAGAAGGCCGCGAAGGCUGCCGCGGUAGUCGACUUGGGAGAGGAGGAUUGGCUGCCGCCGCCGCCACCCCCCAAGCCCAAGUCCACUGUCACGGACGAAUCAGAGCAGAGCAGCGUAUUGAAGGAGCUGAGAUUACAGAAGCAAGCAAUGGCGAAAUUUGCUGAAUCAGCUGAUGAUUUUCUGGAGAAGUUGGCUCAAACUGCUAGGCAAAAGGUUGAGGCCAGAAUACCAACUGAACAUAUAGAUCUAGACAAGUCACCUGAACGACACGAAGCAAGAGAAAAGGUGGUCGUAACAGUUCAGGACAAAGCUGGACAUCACCAGUUUCGGUUAUACAAGGAUGAGAAGUUUGGCAAGCUUUUUAGGGCAUAUGCUAAGAAGGUUAAUCUCAGCGUCGCAGACCUGACAUUUGCAUUCGAUGGUGACAAAGUUGACGCAGAAAGCACACCAGAGGACCUUGGCCUGGAGGACGAGGACAUGGUUGAGGUGCUCCAUAAGACACGCUGAAGAUUAUGACCAUAAGACACGCUCAGUUUUGGGUGCCCCUCACUGGGACGUUGUUGGUAACUUCGGAUGGUUAUUAUUUUUUGCUUGCGCUUUAGCUCCUUUUAGUCCCAGCUGUUCUAAAGAGCCGUUGGUGUCUAUAUCCAUAGUAGAUAUUAUACCGUCAAAUGUAUGUAGACGAUAGCCUGCCCCAAUUUUAUGAAUCGAUGUUUUUCCUUUUGCCAACUCUUCUUUUCUCUUGGCUUUGUGAAUCUAUCACGAGCGUGACUGCUUUUAUUGAAUGUGUGCGUCCAAUUGUUUGUACUCUGUAAAGAAAGAUAGUAUCCCUCUACAUUAUCUAAUUCCUUUAAAAUUGGGUCUGUUUGAGGAAA